CGAACUGAACAAAUCAGAUCAUUCACACUCCUCUCGAAUAUCUGCCGUGGCCCUUCUCACCAAUUAAAGCAACAUUUGCCCCUGCUUUUUCCUUGUUAUAAAGGCGUGACCGCCGCGCACGCCAAACUGGCGAACAAAAACAACCCCACCAUACCGCUAAGAGUGGUGCAAAUAUCUCGUCACCUCUCAACGAAUUCAUCCUCCGACACCACAACACCAUUAAACACAACAAUGGCUUCCAAAUACACUGUCAGAAAGAUCGGGGCUCCAAACACUUUGGAGCACCGUAUCUAUAUCGAGAAGGAUGGAGUUCCAGUUUCUCCUUUCCACGAUAUCCCCCUUUAUGCCAAUGAGCAACAAACUAUCUUGAACAUGGUCGUUGAGAUCCCAAGAUGGACAAAUGGCAAGAUGGAGAUCAGCAAGGAAGAGAUGCUUAACCCAAUCAAGCAAGAUGUCAAGAAGGGCAAGCUUCGUUUCGUCCGCAACUGCUUCCCACACAAGGGUUAUCUCUGGAACUACGGUGCCUUCCCUCAAACUUGGGAGGACCCUAACGUUAUCCACCCAGAAACCAAGGCCAAGGGUGACAACGAUCCAUUGGACGUUUGCGAGAUUGGUGAAUUGGUCGGAUACCCUGGCCAAGUUAAGCAAGUCAAGGUUCUCGGUGUUAUGGCCUUGCUCGAUGAGGAGGAGACCGACUGGAAGGUCAUUGUCAUCGAUGUCAACGACCCAUUGGCUCCUAAGCUCAACGACGUUGAGGAUGUUGAGAGACACCUUCCAGGUCUCUUGAGGGCUACAAAUGAAUGGUUCAGAAUCUACAAAAUCCCAGAUGGAAAGCCAGAGAACCAAUUUGCUUUCACUGGAGAGUGCAAGAACAAGAAGUACGCCACCGAUAUCGUCCGUGAGUGUGCUGAGGCUUGGGAGAAGCUCAUCACUGGCAAGACCACCCCAGGUGAUGUUUCAACCACCAACGUCACCGUUAAGCACUCAACCAGCCGUGUUGAAGCCAACCAGCUUCCUCCUAUCCCAGCCAACGAGAACCACGCUCCAGCUCCUAUCGACCCAAGCAUUGACAAGUGGUUCUUCAUCUCUGGUGCUGCCGCUUAGAUUCAGAUGUCUUGAAUUACGGCUACAAAUUUGCAGGCCUUAUCGCCAGAAUACCAUAAAAGUUAAACGAUCCUACACAUAUGCCAUCACUAUUGGCUGUAGAUACAAUACCAAGGUUUCCAAGCGCAGUUCUUGCACACCCAUAAUACUUCUGGCAUUCAAUAUGUGCAACUGUGAAAAAUUACCA
Messenger RNA from Botrytis cinerea B05.10, 1291 nucleotides. It is a transcript of the gene Bcipp1, whose product is annotated as Bcipp1. Gene Ontology annotation, biological process: phosphate-containing compound metabolic process. The transcript has 6 exons. Gene Ontology annotation, cellular component: cytoplasm; nucleus. Bases 232 to 1104 code for a protein of 290 amino acids. Gene Ontology annotation, molecular function: magnesium ion binding; inorganic diphosphate phosphatase activity. The record is from RefSeq and is a predicted model, not a curated record. NCBI's taxonomy places the organism in Eukaryota, Fungi, Ascomycota, Leotiomycetes, Helotiales, Sclerotiniaceae.